This is a messenger RNA of Trypanosoma theileri, 1545 nucleotides long. RefSeq lists its product as uncharacterized. Gene Ontology annotation, molecular function: ubiquitin protein ligase activity; single-stranded DNA binding. Gene Ontology annotation, biological process: DNA damage tolerance; protein monoubiquitination. The record is from RefSeq and is a predicted model, not a curated record. The transcript has a single exon. NCBI's taxonomy places the organism in Eukaryota, Euglenozoa, Kinetoplastea, Trypanosomatida, Trypanosomatidae. The coding region runs from base 1 to 1545 and encodes 514 amino acids.
AUGCUGCGUGAUGGACUGAACGCUGUGGAAACAUCAAAUCGUGAAAAGAUAUAUGCGGAGUGUAAUGCUUUACUGCAGGAUAGUGAAAAGAAAAAACAAGAGAGUCAAAGGAUGAGUGAAGUACGGGCACAACUCAAUAGUGCCAAUAGUGAAAUGAAUGAACAACAAGAAAAAUAUCAGGCCACCGUGUUAACACUUGAACGUGAACUCGCCGAGACAAAACGUUUACUGCAGACUACCGUAGAGGAGUCUACAGCACUCCAACAACAAUUACAAGAAGAACAGAAAAGACAUCAAGAACAACAACAAACAUCAUUUGAACAGCAAUUAACACAAUUGAAAUUAGAGAUGCAGCGUAGAGAAGCGUCUGUGAUGGAAAAAUGGCGUGCAGAUCAAAAAGAACAGGAAAAUAAACAUGCAGAAAUGUUAAAAGCAGCACGUAAUGAACGUGAUGAGGCUUUAAAGCAACAAAGAAACUCUCUCACACAGGAGUAUGCAGAGAAAGAACAUCUUUUGCAGAAUCGUAUAGAAAGUUUAGAGAAGGAAUUACAAAAUCAGCGAGAACAACAUAAGGAAUUGGAAGCGGCAAUGCGUUCAAACAGUAUUGCUCAAUGUGAUACUCUUACAAUGCGUACAGCUGCUAUUUUACAUAAUUAUUUCGAAUCUCUCUUACAGCAGGAGAAGAAAGAUCGUUACUCUCUUGGUUUAUUAGAAAAAUCCCAACGGGAUGAACUAGGGCUACAACAUGUGUAUACUUUAAAAGAAAUAAACAUGAGGACUUCUUCUUCUCUUUCAGCCAUUACGCUUUCAUUACGUACACUUGAGACGGAAGAGGUGAAGGAGCGGAAUUUUAUUCUGUUAGAGGCUUUCACAACAACACCUGUUGUGGAAUGUGAACAGUCUAUCUUUACACUACGACUAAUAGAAGAACGGCGUAUGUCUACAGUAGAGGCUAAAUUAGCACAAAGUGAACCUCUGAAGGCUCUACGAAUACAAGUUGUUCAAUUACGUAAAGAAUCAUUAAGUAUUGCCUCUUCUUUACGCCAGACAUUACAAGAGAGUUGGCGACUAUUAAGAGAGGGUAUGAAGUAUACACAACAACUGCAAUUAUUAAAUGAAACGGCAGAUGCUGCAGCUACCGCCACUGCCGCCGCUCUCUCUGCACGUGAACAACGCGAGGAGGAACGCCAACAACAACAACAAGUAGCAUUAGCGGCGAUUAAGCGAUUAAUAUCAGCAGAGGAGGCGAGUGAAAGUGCCUUUUCAUGUGGACAAUGCUUUCAGUUGUGCCGGCGGCCGGUAACGUGUGUGCCCUGCGGCCAUACAUUCUGCGAGUCUUGUCUGCAGCAACACCCGCAGAAUAAAAAACGGACUGCUGGGAAUUCGAAUUCGAAUGUGUGCAGUUAUUACUGCCCGGAGUGUCGGGCGACGACGUGCAAUGCCCUUCUGCGGGUGCGGGCACUCGAGUCCCUUUCCGGGAACUUUGGGUUCAGACGGAAGGAGGUGGAGGAACUACGCCGGGCACUGGAAAAACUCUCAGAAUGA